Hordeum vulgare subsp. vulgare (domesticated barley) is the source of this 1093-nucleotide messenger RNA. RefSeq names its product serine/arginine repetitive matrix protein 1-like. The record is from RefSeq and is a predicted model, not a curated record. The transcript has 4 exons. Bases 1 to 837 code for a protein of 278 amino acids. Lineage: Eukaryota; Viridiplantae; Streptophyta; Magnoliopsida; Poales; Poaceae.
AUGAACGGCCUCCAUGACGAACCCCGGAGACCCAAGCGGCGCCCUGAGCGGUCCGCGCCGGAGGCGAAGGUGGCGGAGCCUCCGGCACGCCGGGCCAAGCGCGCCGAGGGCCACCUUCCUCUCCGCAAGCGCGAGUCUCCGAGGUUUGCGCAACCAGCCGACUCGGAGGUUGCGGUCGCGUCGCCUCUUCCUCCUCCCCCAGCACGCGGCGCCGAGACCCCGGCUCCUCCGCCCAAGCGUCGAGCUGCGCCACCAUCUUCGCCCCAUCGGGAUUCGGAGGAUGUGAAGGCCAUGGCUCCUCCGCCCAAGCCCGAGUACUCCGUCCCCCCUAAUUGGCAUCGCACCGCGUACAGACUCCGCAACCGCGUCGUCCGGGAUACCAGCAACCGCAAGCCCGCCCCCAGUCGCUACGACAACGGGAUAGAAAUUAAACAUGAUCCAACAUGGCAGACUCCGGCGUGUGCACGUGUGGCUUUGGAACACUACAACAACAUGAAUCAGGAGGAUGAGCAUGAGAUGGUUAAAGCAGUGAGCAGUCAUGUCUUUGUUUUCAAUGGUAUCUGGUUCCAUGCGAAUUUCCUUGCUAAGCGAAAAGGAGCCACCAACUGUGUUGAUCUCGUCCCCAAGUACUUCUUUGCUGAAUCGGAAAUCGUCGGGACGAGGAAACUAUCUUGUGUUUCAUGUGUUAAGCUUGACCCAGAUGAUCCCAAAAACAUUGGUGGUUGUAGCCUGUGCUCUGAGCAUAUCCUGCAUCCUGCUGGGGGUGGAUACCACGGUGCCCAAGCUCAAUCUGUUCGACAUGCUCCUGGUGGCCUACAGAUUUCAUUCAAGUUCUGAAUGUUGGAAGUGUGGUAGAAUAGUCCAUCGCUAUGCUAAUAUAAUGUUGCCGGAAAAAGAAGGAAAUCGUGUUUAUGAGAGUCAAACCUGUUCCAGUAGAAUCAUGCAUCAUUUUGGUUGUAAUGAAGGUUAAAACUCCGCUUUGAUGUACGAGUACUCCGAUGAUUAAUCUGUUUCAUGUAGCAAGGGGGCGCUUGUUAUAUUUUGCUGUGAAGCAAGAUAUUUGAGACUGGAAUAUAUUUGUGAGACCGAAAAA